Messenger RNA from Dimorphilus gyrociliatus, 3160 nucleotides. Lineage: Eukaryota; Metazoa; Annelida; Polychaeta; Dinophilidae. The record is from the annotation of a GenBank genome assembly.
AGGGAAAUCUCAACUGGCGGAGUACCGGAAGCUCAGUGGUCUCGUUUUGAUAUCAAAAUUUGCUAUACCGAUUUUCAGAUGAAGUGUGAGUAGAAAUAAAAGCAUUGUUCAACAGAAAAAAGAUUCCCUUGAAUCACUCCAGAUGAGCAGUAAAGCCAAUCUUCGGUAUUUGCUAUUUGAUCGCUGCAAAAUUCUAAAUUUCGAGCGGUUCCAUUCGUUCGCUCGACGCUAUUUUUAAUCCUUAGAGAAUAUUCACUAAAAUUUGCUUUUUAUAACCUUUUCCAGGAUGGCCAAGAGACCAGCUGGUGGGUCUUCGAUGGCUGUGCCAUCACCACCAUCUAAGCGUCCUCUACAUGUUCAAAUAGACCCUAUGAAAUUAUCCGUAGCAUCCAUUGAAGAACUAGACAUCAAUGUUCUACAGUUUCAAAAUAGGAAACUAGCUGAUAAGCUUCAAUUUCAUAGAAAGCAACAGGAUGAAUCCUGUAAACGGAUUGAUCAGCUUGAACAACGGCAAUCGCGAGACGAUGCUGUUCUAUGUAUCAUUAAUCGUUACUGGAAUAUGCUUGAUGAUAACGUUGGUAUUCUCUUAAAAAGAUUCGAUGCUCAGACGGCCGAUGAAGCAGAACAAGAAAAGCAAAUGAAGUCAGUUACCUCUUUUAUCGCUCAAUUAGGUGAAUGGGAUCAACAAGAAAUGGAAGAUAAACUCUAUCAGCGAGUCGAAUUGUCAAAAAGAUAUAUAGGAAAACUACUGCAAGCAUAUGAUCGGUUGGUACAGCAUCACACUAAAGUUUGGGAUGUGCUUAAGGAUGAAAAGUGUCCGGAGUCUUUAGUAAAGAAAUAUAUAGAAAGUGAAAAAGAAAAAGAGGACGACGAAAAGAAAGAGAACGAAAAAGAGGAAGAAAGUGAAAAAGAAAAGGAAAAGGACGAAGAGGAUGACAAAACCAAAGAAAAGAAAACGGAUGAUGAAGAUAAGGUAAAAGUCAUAAAAGAGUACAUUGCAGAAGAAAUGAUCAGAUUACGGAAAGAGAAUGUGAGAUUACAUGAGUUAACAACAGAGUUACACCAACGUCAUCAUGAAACUGAGUCUCGUCAGAGUGCCCUUAUUGAUAAAAUGUCGGCUGCAGAAGCGGAAGCAGCCGAAUUGAAGCAAAAAAAUGAUGAGUUGGAAUACGAUUUAAAUGCAGCUAGCGAGCAAAUAUUUAAAUUGGAACGCUGCUUAGAAGACAGUGCUAGGAAAAUACAAGCUCUCCAGGAAGGGUUUACAAAAGUAGAGCCUACAGUUGUUGUAGACAAUGUAAACCAAAAUGUUGCUAAACAAAAAGAAGAAGAUCAGAAAGAACUAGAGGAAGCUAGAGAAUUAUCAAACACUCGUCUGCUUGAACUAGAAUCUUUACAGUUGAGUUAUGAAAACGUUGUGAAGGAAAGGGAAAACUUGAAAGCUCAAUUAGCAGAUAUUCCCGAAGAAAUAAUAAAAGAAACCACAGAAUAUAAAACUCUCCACUCUCAAUAUUCCGUUCUUUACAAUGAAUCAUUACAAAUAAUGACGAAAUUAGAGGACUCCGUGAGGAGAACUCACAUGCAAUACAAUCAACAUCAACGUCAAAUCGAACAAAUGGAAAGUGAAGAACUGCAAUACCAAAAGAAAAUGAGAACUGAAAUGAUGAAUUUAGAGGAGCAAGUUUGCAUUGUUAGAAAAGAUAACGAACUCUUAAAACAACAAAACGAACAGAUAUCCGCAAGCACAGAGCAAUUGGGGCCCAUCAAUCGUGAAAUGAGACAAUUAAUAUCUCAGUUAAGGACUCAUAGUGAUCAACAAAAAACUGAGAUUGCGCGUUAUAAGAAAAAAGUUCGUGAGUUACAAUAUCGAAUUGAAGAGAUACAACAAAAUGCCCAAGAAGCCUCAAAUAUUAUCAGCGAAGAAAUUAUGCCAAUGAAAACCGAACCCGAGAUAAUAGAACAACAGAGCUCACCGCCAGAGCCAGGCGAAACAAGAGACGACGGAGAAGUUGAAGAACCAGAUGACGAUGAAAAGGAUUCCAAGUCUUCUAUAACCCCCGAAAGAGUAUCUUUGUCGAAUGAUAGUGAAUCUGAUUUAAAAUCUCAAUUGAAAGCUGCUCUCGAUUCAAAUAAAGAGUUGAAGUUAUUGCUAGAUACAUUCAAGGCUGCUUCUAAGGAAAAUAGAGAUAAAGCAACACUAAUGGCUGGAGAAAAGAGAGCAAAACAAGAAGUUGAAGAGCUGAAAAUGAUUAUUAAAAAAUUAGAGAAAGAAAAUCAUUCGAGUAGAUCGAACCAUUCAGACUCAAAUAUUGAUCAUGAACAAUUAGCAAACAAAAAUAGAAAGAUUGCACACAUGGAAAAGCAAAUAGCCAAUUUAAAAAGUGAUUUGCAAGCUAAAGAAGAGCAAGAAAAUGCUCUAUUGAGUGAAAUGGAUGUUACUGGGGAAGCUCUAGAUGAGACCCGAGACCAAAAUUAUCGUCUUUUAACAGAAUUGAAAGAAAAAGAUGAUGCCAAUAUAAAUUUAAUGUCUGAAAGGCUAAAAGCUCAACAAACCGUUCGAUUGUUGAAAGAGGAGAAAAAACAAUUAGCUGAAGAGAUACAAAUUCUUGCUCAGCAAUUAGAUGCUCAAAAUGAAGUUGUUAGAAGUUUGGAAGAGAAAGAAAGAGGACUCAUAGCAACUUUAACAUGCUACGAGAAAGAAAGUAAUACGAAACAAAUGGCACUUGAAAAUCAAAAACGCAAGGCAGUUGAAUGUUCUCAAGCAGCUGCCGAUUUAAAACUACAAGUAGAAAAAUAUCAGACUCAACUAAAAGAAGCUCAAGUUGCUGUUGCGGAGAAAACAACUGUCCUCGAACGGGAAAUGUUUAAGCAUAAACGACUAAAAGAAGAAGUUGCUAGUUCAAGAAAGAAAUUAGAAAGAGCCAAAAAGAUAGAGCAAGCUAGUUCAGCCGACGAAGUACUUAUGGAAGAAAUAAAGGAAUAUAAAGAGCAAUUAACUUGUCCUUCUUGUAAAGUGAAAAAGAAAGAUGCUGUCCUAACAAAGUGUUUUCACGUUUUCUGUUUGGAUUGCUUAAAAGUUCGAUAUGAAACAAGGCAACGUAAAUGUCCAAAAUGUAACGCAGGCUUUGGAGCCCAUGAUUAUCAUCGUCUAUAUUUGACUUGA